UAGUACAGUCAGAACAGAACAAUUGUUAAUAAAGUGGAUAAGAGAGACAAGAAGUGAACAAAGCCAUUAAUUCUUUUGUCUCAGCUCAUCUCUCAUCUCUGAUAUGGCAGAAAAUACUAAACCUACAGAAGCUCUUGCAAUGACAAUAGCCGAAGAAACCACCAAAACUAAAAAAGAAGUAGUGGGAAAUACGAAGUCUGAGAAAGUAAAUCAAGUAAAAAACUAUGCAAGCAUAUUAUCGAUUAUCACCUUUGUUCUUUCUGUUGUGAUCCUUGCCUCCGCUAUCUGGUUGCUUUACAUGAAAGAUUACGAUUGUGAGAAGCUCUUAUGGCUACCAAGGUUACAGAUUGGUAUUGGCAUUGGAUUGAUCUUUGUUUCCUUGAUUAGCAACAUUGCUGUGUUGCUGAGAUCACGGUUUCCUGUGCCGGGAUUCUUUCUAGUUAUGGUGCCAUUGAUCGUGAUGCUCACAAUGGGACUUGCACUUGUGGGAGCUAACAAGCUGGAAAGCAGGAGAUUGAUGGCUACACCAAAGUGGUUCAGAGAAAAAGUUCGCCAUAAUGACAACUGGGAAAAUAUUAAAUCAUGCAUCUACAAUACUGGAACAUGCGAUGAUUUGGUGUCCAGGUCGUUGAAUCUCAAAGCAUUUGAUUUCAGUAUCAAGAAAUUAUCACCCAUAGAGGCCGGAUGUUGCAAACCACCAUCAAUAUGUCAAAUGGAGUACGUGAAUGCCACAUUUUGGACAAAAGUUGAAGGGGCUGUGGAUGAAUCACAACAGCAAUAUAGCGACUGUGCUACAUGGCAGAAUGAUCAAAAUAUCUUGUGUUACAACUGUGGAUCUUGUAGACAUGGUUUUGUGAGAGUAAUGGAAAGCAAAUGGAGGAAUCUUGGCGUCCUACUCAUCUUGAUGGGCUUACUUCUUAUUAUUGCUCAUAUAUCAUUAUUCGUUAUGGUUAUGUGGGAGCACUACAAUUGAUGAAAAUUAAGACUGCAAAUUACUAAUCUGUCUCCACCAUUUCAAGAAAGAGAGGUGUUUUCCUUAUAGCGUAGCCCGAUCAUUUUCAAGAAAAGGGUAAGCUUUUUUUAUCUUUUCAAAAUAAUUAGUGUAAUAAGGAUGAUUUUCUUCUUUUGUAAUUUUGUUUUUGUUUUAUGGUGUUGGUCACCUGUGUGUGUGUGCUCUUUCUUUUCUAAA
This is a messenger RNA of Populus trichocarpa (black cottonwood), 1189 nucleotides long. Its product is annotated as tetraspanin-15. Gene Ontology annotation, cellular component: plasma membrane; plasmodesma. Lineage: Eukaryota; Viridiplantae; Streptophyta; Magnoliopsida; Malpighiales; Salicaceae. Bases 104 to 973 code for a protein of 289 amino acids. Gene Ontology annotation, biological process: auxin-activated signaling pathway. The transcript has 2 exons. The record is from RefSeq and is a predicted model, not a curated record.